AUGCGAAUUCUGAUUCUUGGUUCCCUUCUUCUAGUUUUCGGCGUUGAUGCCGAAAUACCAGAGUGUCGCGGAACUACAGUUGUUAACAAACCUGGCACCUCUCCGUUGUACCCAAAGAAUUACAACUGCUUCUAUCAGACAACCGGGUGGUCUGCUAGAGUCAAGCUGAGUUUGAAAGCAACUGAUACAUGGAUGUAUGUAAAAGUGUUUGGUCCGCUUGGUUCUGAAGAAGAAGUUUAUUCUGCUGAAUCUGAAGAAUUUUUCUUUAUUUCGGAUGGUGGAACAAUUCAAUUACAAACCGGAAAUGGAACCGUUCAGUUUGGUUUUACAGUUGAUUGGGUGCAAAACGGUCCCUUCUCACCAUCCGAAAUCCGUGUCAAUCAAUCUUCGACGCUUCCUCCAACCUCUGGAAUCCUCAAAUUAUCCUCAAUUCUUGUUACCGCAGACACCCAUGUCUCCCUCACGGCGAUUGCUUACAACACCGUCGAUUAUUAUAUGUUACUCCGAGGUGUACUAGUCUAUGAUGGUCCCGAUUUGAAUUCCCCAUACGUUGGAACCGUAUAUCAAUUGUGGACCAGUCAGACUCAAUAUGUUUCCACUAGAAAUCAACUAACCAUCCAGUUUUUGAAUCGAAAUCAACUUUUACAAGAACAAAUGCUCGUUAUACAAGAUUAUGAGAAUACCAAAGGAAUUGCUCAUUUCCUGGGAGUGUCUUGUCAAAGCGGAACUAAUUGUGGAAAAUUUUCAAUUGAUGCUUCAAAUGGUCCGGUGGCAAUUCAAACUAUUUAUUCGGCGAAUCUGUUAGAGGUCGAUGUGCUCACAGAAAUCGAUGGAACCGGAACUCUGGAAGUUUAUAUGGGAGGAGUCACCAAGAAUAAAGAUAAUGUAUUAGCAUAUUAUAAUGCUCAAACCAAUUCUCCAUAUCUGCCUCAAAAAUUCCAAUAUCCAUUGAAAACCUAUGUGCUAACCAGAGGAAAAGCGAACAUCAACAUCACUCGUGACACUGAUGAAUUUGGAAAAACCAAAGAUUUUGGGAGAAAAGGAUUCAUUGCGUCCACAUUUUUCGCCCAACUCGACGAUAGGCAACAUGCUUAUGGGAAGAUUUUGGCGCCAAGGGGAUUUUCGAACGCCAAAUUCAAAUUGAGAUUCAUCAAUGCGGAUAUGACCGGGAAUACGAUGAUGUACAUUGAAGGAUAUCAGAAUGGAGUGACGAUUUUCGAAAAAGACUAUAACUCAACUGUGCUGCCAGACUUGAACAAAGAUAUUUUUAUCACUGGAGACAGUUUUGAAAUAUUCGACUUGUCUUUGCUCUCCAAAGAAAUGCGCUUGAAAAUCAAGCAAAUCAAUUUCCAAUUAGACUGUUUAGAAAUCAACAAUUUUGGAUCUAAAAACUGGAUAAAAUUUAGAAACUAUUCCGAAGAAGUGCCAGCAAUGACAUUUAACUUUGACACGGAUUAUUAUGAUUGGGGGUGGAAGAUCAAAAUUGGAGAGAAGAAUGUUGAAAUGAGGUUUGUCGAGGUCGUCUUUAUUCAACCAACGAUUACUACUGUCAAACUAAGGACUUUGAAUCUGACCUCAAGAAUCUUCUGGAUUACUUCUCUAGUAUUUUCCAUUUUAAAUCCGGAUUCGCUGUUAUUGAACUGGAUAGCAAGUCACAGAAACUUCGAGAACUCUUAUCCUAUUUUCAACAAUAGACUUGUUCUUCAAUUAUCUGGGGUUCUAUACAGCUACACUGGAUUAGAUUCCUUGAUUCAAGGGAACUAUGACGGUCUUGAAGGCUUUGUGGCAGAUUUUGAAUUUGGGAAUCGGUUUGAUUAUCGGGAGAUCCUCAAAUUAAAACGUUGCUCAUUCAACUAUGCUAGAUUCUUCACUCGCCAAGAUUUGGUAAACCUGGAAUUUGAAAACCUAAGAAUUCAAAAGCAUCGAUUAACUGGAGACGUUGUGAAUGCGUUCAUAAAGUCGUGGUUGGCAGGAAAUCACAAAAAUCUUCAGCAUUUGGGAGUUUCAAAAAUUUUUGGACUGGAAGAGAUGGAGGAUGUGAGUAAAGGAUUGGAGACGAUGAAAUGGGAUGAGACCAAGAGAGAUGGGCAUUUUUUGUGA
This is a messenger RNA of Caenorhabditis briggsae, 2100 nucleotides long. Lineage: Eukaryota; Metazoa; Nematoda; Chromadorea; Rhabditida; Rhabditidae. The coding region runs from base 1 to 2100 and encodes 699 amino acids. The transcript is spliced from 10 exons. The record is from RefSeq and is a predicted model, not a curated record.